Molecule: messenger RNA, 1847 nt
Organism: Tachysurus fulvidraco (yellow catfish)
Lineage: Eukaryota; Metazoa; Chordata; Actinopteri; Siluriformes; Bagridae
Product: dehydrogenase/reductase SDR family member 13-like
Exons: 5
Coding region: 217-1170 (317 amino acids)
Source: RefSeq, a predicted model, not a curated record
UUAAUUUAUUGCGAAUACUUCACACACAGCUGUACCUUCUGUCAGGAGUAUUAAAUAAAAUAAAAAUUAAUUAAGUAAAAUAAUUUCUGUCUCUAAACACUAAUUAAAAGUUGUCGGUCUGUUAAAGAAUUGUUGCUGACUUUAGAAGCUCAACUCGUUGGUCCAGUUUUGUUGUGUUUUUAAAGCUGACUCACACCGGAAGUGUGUAAACCAGUCAUGUCUGCCCUUAUUCUGUUCGCCGGAGCUCUCGCAGGAUCUUUUAUUUUAAUUCGGAAAUUUGUGUCAGGAAAGAGAUGCAAGAGCAAGAAAGAGCUUCACGGCAAAACAGUGAUCAUUACCGGCAGUAACACAGGGAUUGGAAGGGAAGCAGCUGUAGAUUUGGCCCGGAGAGGAGCUCGUGUUAUUCUGGCCUGCCGCAGUGUCGUACGUGCUGAAGCAGCCCUGGCUAUCGUCAAAAGAGAGAGCCGAAGCAAUAAUGUGGUGUUCAUGCAGCUGGAUCUGGCCAGUCAGAAGUCCAUUCGUUCCUUUGCUGAAACGUUCCUCAAAACAGAAAAAAGACUGGAUAUUCUUAUCAACAAUGCAGGGGUUUUUAUGCAGGGCACUACAGAGGAUGAUCUUGGUUUGAUGUUUGGAGUCAAUCAUAUCGGUCACUUCCUCCUGACCAAUCUCUUACUGGACAAACUCAAAGAAUGUGGGCCAAGCAGAGUUGUUACUGUAUCCUCAUUGUGCCAUGAGUUUGGGAACCUUGACUUUAAACUACUUACUGCUCACAAAGAAUUUGGAAAAGGCAACUCUUUGAUUGAUGCCUUCAAGAUAUACAGCAACAGUAAGCUGUGCAAUGUGCUGUUCACACAUGAGCUUGCAAAGAGGCUUCAAGGAACUCAGGUCACAUGCUACAGCCUCCACCCAGGGGCUAUCAAUUCUGAGUUUUCUCGCAAUGUUCAGCCAUGGUUAAAGAUGUUGAUGAAACUUGUAGGAGCCCUGCUCUUCAAAGAUGUGGAGUCAGGCACCCAGACAACUUUGUACUGUGCACUCCAGGAAGGCAUCGAAAGCCUGAGUGGUCGAUAUUUCUCCAACUGUGGACUAAAGGAAGUUUGGCCCAAGGCUAAGGAUGAUGCAGUGGCUAAGAAGCUCUGGGAAGUGAGCGAGAAGUUGUGUGGCCUGCCAUGAAAUAAGCUCUGGACCGAAUAUUCAAAAAGCCAUAUAAUGGUUCAGAGACUUUCAUAAAUUCUGUGUGGAGAGAUAUAUAGAACUGCUGAAUCUACUGUUUUUGGUUAAAUUGUCAUUAUUCAGGGGUAAUCUAAAUGUUUUUUAUGGGGUAAAAUAAUUCAGCUUAUUAAAAAAACAUCAUGGUAUAUGAUUAAACUGUCUUUUACUUCUAAUAAUAUCCACACAUGACAAUGAACAACUGGCAGAUGAAAUUCCCAGCUUUAUAAGGCAGCAGAUUAACUCCAUGUCUGCAGUCCAAUCGCAGAGGUUGUAUUUGUCAAGUGUGACUUUAAUUAUAAAGUAUGGUACAUUUUGAAUUAGUUUUGUCUGUUUUGAAUUAGUUUAAUAUGAUUGAGCUUGAGGAAUAAAACUUCAAUGGGUAUGAAUACUUUUUUGUCAAUUAAGGCAAAUGUUCUUUAUAUGCUGUUAUGUGUCUUUUAUUGGAACAAGCAUAUCAUACAGUCACCAUAGUUCCACUGUUCAUUCAUCCACAGUUCAUAGUCCACGCCAAUCCUGAACAUAUCACAUGUGUAGCUAAACAACUAACAAAUUUCCAAAACGAUGAAAGUAUAUGCUCGAACACAAUACAUCUCACAUAUAUCGUGGUAAAGAUCCAAUUCGCGCUCAUAUUUCACGGU